AGCAGUUCAAUAAUGAUGCUGCCCUCUUCACAUUAGGUUUCCUUCUGUCCUGAGGUCUGGUACAGGGCAGAUGAAGAGGGAAGUGAAACAAGGAGCUGGGCUUAAGAAUCCCAAUGAAAGGAUGGGGAACUGUCUCCGAAGAAGAUUCAGCCAGCCAAAGGACAACCAAGAGGAACACAGGAAGCCGAGAACUGGAAACCUAGAACAGAAAAAGUACAGACAAGUAAUAAAGAGAAGAAAGAAAGAGUUCCACAAGGAAAGUGAAGAAGUUUCACCUUCUUAUCAUCAGGAAAGCCAGGAAGACAACGCAAAGGAGCCGUUCUAUGCCCUCAUCACGCACGUGCCUCGACGAAUGCCUUCCAUAAACUCCACGGAGGAGGACUAUGAGAAUGUUGGCCCCAAGCUUAAGCUGGCUCCUGGGCAUGAGACUGAAUAUGCCGUCGUGAGGGUCCCUUCUAGACCCGAGCCGUCCCCCAGCUUCCAGGACGAGGAAUACGAACUUACCAUGCCCUAUCCAAACCCAUUACCCAUCCCACCUCAACCUGAUGAACUCAGGGAACCUGAAUAUAUAGAAAUCUCUAAAAACAGAAAGUAACGUAACUACCCAUCACAAUAACUAUAAUAACAGUAACAAUCAAUUCAUCGCAUUAGCAGAAUGCUUCAUGCUUAUAAAGCGCUUUUACAAACUUUUUCCUAUUUGAUAUUUGCAACAACUCCAUAUUAGGGCUGAUAUUGUGGGGCCCAUUUUACAGAUGAGGUAACUA
This is a messenger RNA of Vombatus ursinus (common wombat), 764 nucleotides long. It is a transcript of the gene GCSAM, whose product is annotated as germinal center associated signaling and motility. The transcript is spliced from 5 exons. Lineage: Eukaryota; Metazoa; Chordata; Mammalia; Diprotodontia; Vombatidae. The record is from RefSeq and is a predicted model, not a curated record. Gene Ontology annotation, biological process: regulation of B cell receptor signaling pathway; negative regulation of lymphocyte migration. Bases 71 to 595 code for a protein of 174 amino acids.